UCGUCAAGAAAGGCACUAUGGAGGAGUUACGCACACAAUACAUACAGAGUGCUUCCCCCUCGAUCUUGUGUUCGACCGGAAGAUAAACACUAUAUGUAACUGUGACGCAGCCUUCUUCUGCUUUUUUAUCAUAGGUACACCAUCAUUUUGAGCUCUCAUGACAAGAUAAAUCCUUGGCACACUUGUAGUGAGCAAAGUCAUAAGGAGUGGGUGAUUAUAAAAGGUUUGCCUGACACACAUCCUUGCUUACUUUGACAGCACAGAAAAGACCACAAUCAUGAUGCGUGCCCUUCUGAUCAUCCUUGCCUUUGGUCUGGCUGCUGCUCUUGACCUUGAUGGAGAAUGGGUGAUGUUCAAAAAAAGCUACAACAAAAUGUACAAGAAUGACAAGGAAGAGCGCUAUAGGCGUGGAAUAUGGGAAUACCACCUAGACUAUAUUCAGAAACACAACUUGGAGGCUGAUCGUGGAGUUCACACUUUCUGGCUUGGGGUCAAUGAGUAUGCUGAUAUGUCAAAUGAUGAGUUUCGUAAAGUGAUGAAUGGAUACCAAAUGAAAAAUUCUCUAAGAUACGAAGGCAUCACCUUUCUGCCUCCUUCCAACUUGGGUGACCUUCCUGACACUGUCGAUUGGCGCACAAAGGGCUAUGUUACUGGAGUCAAGAAUCAGGGUCAAUGUGGAUCUUGCUGGGCUUUCUCCACCACUGGAUCACUUGAGGGCCAGUGGUUCAAGAAGACUGGGAAACUGAUAUCACUGUCUGAACAAAACUUGGUGGAUUGCUCCCAGAAAGAAGGUAACCAAGGCUGUGAAGGUGGUUUAAUGGAUCAAGCCUUCACUUACAUCAAGGAAAACAAAGGCCUUGACACUGAGGCUUCUUACCCAUAUGUUGGAGUUGAUGAGAAAUGCAAGUUCAACGCUGCCAGUGUUGGUGCAAAUGACACUGGAUUUGUGGAUGUCAAGUCCAAGAGUGAGGCUGACUUGCAGACUGCUGUGGCAACAGCUGGACCUGUCUCUGUUGCCAUUGAUGCCAGCCACAUCACCUUCCAGUUGUACCGGUCUGGGGUGUAUCACAGUAUCCUCUGCUCACAGACAAACCUGGACCAUGGUGUGCUGGCUGUUGGCUAUGGAACAUAUGAAGGAAAGGCUUAUUGGCUUGUGAAGAACAGUUGGGGCACAAGUUGGGGAAUGGAGGGCUACAUCAUGAUGUCCAGAAACCGUGACAACAACUGUGGCAUUGCAACUGCAGCCAGCUACCCAACAGUGUGAACUGUUGCCACUACAACCUGCACGCACAUAUAUAUCAAACCUCUUAUAAUGAUAAUAUAUUCUUUACUUAUGCCCUCUAGAUUUGGAGAUAAAGGAAUUUAAGGCUUUAGGACACUAGGUUCUCCCCCCCCCCAAAAAAAAAAAAGUACUCAAGACAUUUGCUCAGUGAUAAUAGAAAGAAAUGUAUUCAUGAAAUGUUUGUAGCCUGUUAGUAUAUUACUUACAUCAGCAAAAAAAGAAUGUUAAGGAGAUUGCUUGUGCAUUUUGUUUGGGAUAUAGAACUACUCUGGACAUCUUCAAAACAGAAGCAAGAAAAGUAUUUUUAUAUCUGCAGACUUGUUAGUUCUAAGGCAGCUUUUUCCCAGGAAAGACUAAUUGUUGGUUCUGUGUCCUAUGAUUAUGGUUGCUUGGACUAUACUUGAUGAUGAUGUGAACUUUUAAAAAUUCGAUACACUGUUUUAUGCUACUAGUAAGUUUUUGUCAAUUAAUAUUUGGUCAUGAUACAUAAAACAAGAAAAUAUUACAGAGAAA
This is a messenger RNA of Pomacea canaliculata, 1795 nucleotides long. Its product is annotated as cathepsin L1-like. The record is from RefSeq and is a predicted model, not a curated record. Gene Ontology annotation, cellular component: lysosome. Bases 278 to 1264 code for a protein of 328 amino acids. Gene Ontology annotation, molecular function: cysteine-type endopeptidase activity. The transcript has 9 exons. NCBI's taxonomy places the organism in Eukaryota, Metazoa, Mollusca, Gastropoda, Architaenioglossa, Ampullariidae.